Molecule: messenger RNA, 660 nt
Organism: Bactrocera latifrons
Lineage: Eukaryota; Metazoa; Arthropoda; Insecta; Diptera; Tephritidae
Exons: 2
Coding region: 1-660 (219 amino acids)
Molecular function (GO): nucleic acid binding
Source: RefSeq, a predicted model, not a curated record
AUGGAUGAAACCGAGUGCCCGACCGUGCCAACCAGACCUGUCAAAACCAUCGCGCGCAAAGGACAAAAGCAGGUCGGCUCAUCAACAUCUGCCGAAAAAGGCACCAAUGUGUCUUUGGCUUUGGCCGUCAGCGCUAGUGUCCAGUCUAUACCGCCAUUCUUCCUCUUUCCCCGAGUCAACAUGAAAGAGAUGUUUAUGACUCAUGCGAGUCAUGCGCGGUUGGUGUUGCGAACGGUUCUGCACACCGGUGCUAAUGCCGAUUCSCCAACCAUGUUGCUGCUGGACAACCACGGUUCGCGUUUAUCGAUCGCGGCGAUAGAUUUGGCGUUGGAUCGUGGCAUCACUUUGCUGUCUUUUCCGCCGAAAUGCACUCACAAAAUGCAGCCGCUAGAUGUUGCGGUAUUUGCAUCAUUUAAGGGCAUGAUGACCGUGAAGCAUGAUGCAUGGAAAAAGUCCAACAACCCGCAAAUUUUCACUGAAGUUGACUUUGUCGCUUCGGAACUGAGCGGCGAAAAUUUGUUCGGUGACGAAGAGAAAGACGCCGACAAUCAACGUCGAGUUGUUGCCUCUGGUGAUGCCAUUGUGACUGCUGCGAAUGAGGAGGUGUCAACGUCGGAGGCAUCGACAAGUGCCCCAGCUUCAACAAGAGGUGCUGCAUAA